AUGGCAUCACAGAAGAAAAAGGAAAUCAUUUAUAUGAAACCCAUUAAAUGUAAUCAAUUAAAGAAACCAUACACUGUCAAAAGUAUAGUAAAUAGCUACUGUAGGAAAAAGCACAUUAGAGGUGGUGUGGCAAUUUAUUCCAACCAGUCACUCAAUUGUACAAUAACCAAACUAGACCUAAAUUCCUUGUGUGAUGAACAGCACUUUGAAGUUACGGGUAUAAUCAUUAAUAGUCAUAAGCUAAUAGUAGUAUCCAUGUACAGAUCACCAAAGGGAAGCAUUAACAUAUUUUUAGAAAAAAUGGACAUGCUAUUGAGUGAAUUAAGUAAUAUUAAAUGGCUACAUUAUGAUAUUGCAAUAGGAGGCGAUUUGAAUGCUGAUUUUGAUGUUACUAAAUGUAAGGGUAGUGUUGCAGAUCUGGAAAACUUGCUAAGACAAUACAAUUUACAUCAUGUUAAUAACAGGCCCACAAGAAACAAAGCAUGUUUAGAUAACAUCUUUGUAAACUUCAAGACCACUGAAAACACAUGCGAAGUUGUAGUGUUCCCAUUCUCUGACCAUGACUCCGUAUCUCUAAAUUAUGAAAGUAAAAUUCCCCUCAAUAGGAGCAAUGCAAACAGACCUGUCCCAACAGUUGUGAUUACCAGACCCAUAACUGAGGAUAAAAUUAAAACAUUUCGUAAUUCCCUUGCUGACAGAGACUGGUUUGGCCAUUGUAGUGUCGAUGGACAUUACACAUCAAGUAAUGAUCUGCCAGCCAAAAUAAUAUUUGAUAGAUUUUUUAAUGCAUUCUUGACCCUAUUUAACCAUAGUAUUCCCAUAAAGAAAAUCAAAAUAAUGGACAGCAGCCACAAAUCCAGAUCUCAAAACAGACAAAAUAUAUGGUACACUAAACAGCUGACAGACCUAAAGAAACAAGUUUUGUUACUGUACAACAUAUACAAUAGUAUGAAGUCUGACUGUGCCAAAUCAGCCUAUGUGGAAUGCAGGAAUGAAUACAAAAAAGCCAUCCUGCAAGCCAAAAAAACCUACAAUGCCAACAGCAUACAUAAUUCCACCAAUAAAUGCAAAACUGCUUGGAAAGUAAUUAACAGUGCUGCCAGAGAUACUAAAAAAGACAAAAUUAAUAUCCCACGACAAACACUCAAUGAGUUUUUUAUUAAUUCAGUGAGAGAAAUAGGAGACACAAUUAUCAAACCAGACAUUAGUCCAUCAGAGUUACUCUCCCAAAAUUGGGGUAGACAGUCACUAAAUACAAGCAUGGUAACCUUCUCCGAAGUAUCGCCUAGAUAUGUACAAGGGGUCAUAAAACAACUGAAAUCAUCUGAUAGCUUAGAUAUAUAUGGCAUAUCAUCCAACCUGCUAAAAAAAGUGUGUGACUGCAUUCUCUACCCCUUAACCCAUUGCAUAAGCAAGUGCUUACUUGAGGGAUAUUUUCCUGAUGAGUUAAAACUGUCUAGGAUUGUCCCAGUAUACAAAAAGGGAGAUAAAGACUCUCCAUCUAGCUACAGGCCUAUUCCAAUAGUACCCACAUUCUCCAAGGUAAUAGAAUGCAUCAUGUACCAACAAUUAUCAUCUCACUUUGAGAAUCUAGGAAUAAUUAAUGCUACACAAUAUGGGUUUAGGAAGAAUCUGUCGACCAUUGAUGCAAUCAACAUGGUAGUCAGUUACAUCCUCAAAGUUUUUGAGAACAAAGGCUUUGCUCAGGUCUCAUUCUGUGACCCAAGCAAGGCCUUCGACUGUGUUGAGCACAUGCCACUACUAGAGAAACUAGAAUUCUACGGUGGUGUCCAGAAGCAAACUUUUUUCCUAGGGAUUUGCAAAAGAAACUAUUACAACUGCCACUUAUGUACCCGUAAAGUAAAUGCUAUUCAAUGA
Molecule: messenger RNA, 1878 nt
Organism: Schistocerca piceifrons (Central American locust)
Lineage: Eukaryota; Metazoa; Arthropoda; Insecta; Orthoptera; Acrididae
Exons: 3
Coding region: 1-1878 (625 amino acids)
Source: RefSeq, a predicted model, not a curated record